Ostrinia nubilalis (European corn borer) is the source of this 1993-nucleotide messenger RNA. RefSeq names its product proton-coupled zinc antiporter SLC30A2-like. Gene Ontology annotation, molecular function: zinc ion transmembrane transporter activity. Gene Ontology annotation, biological process: zinc ion transmembrane transport; response to zinc ion. Bases 80 to 1552 code for a protein of 490 amino acids. NCBI's taxonomy places the organism in Eukaryota, Metazoa, Arthropoda, Insecta, Lepidoptera, Crambidae. Gene Ontology annotation, cellular component: plasma membrane. The record is from RefSeq and is a predicted model, not a curated record. The transcript has 10 exons.
UCAAAACGUUAGUUCGGAACGCGGCGCAGCUGAGAUUGACAGCUCGCAUUGACGUACGCGCGAAUUUGUUUAGUGCGAAAUGUCAUCCAUUAAAAUUAACGAAAAAUGCCAAAACGAUACAAAAUUGAACGGUUUGAGUGCAUUUUCAGAUAAAAGUUUAGCUCCAAUCAAUGGUAGAUAUAGGUCGAAGAGUUUGUCUAGUGAUAAGUUGAACCAGACGAAUGCUGAUAGGGCAGCGAUCCUGGAGGAUGUUGAGGCCCACCACAUAGCAGAACAGUCGGAAACUCCUGGGUGUUUAGUGCAAAAUAGGAUAAUGGAGCAAGGAUCGCAGACUAAGAUGAAUGGUUUCAAAGAUGGCAAAGCGACAUACGGCACAGACAGCCCGGCGAAAGGCAGGCGGGUCAUCUUCUGCGUCCACGGAAACCCCUCGACCGGGUGUUGCGCCGUCAUCGAGACCAGCGCGGAUGGAGACGACCCUGACAGACAGAAUGGCAGCAUCUCGGAAGUCGAAAGGCAUUGUCACAGAUCGAGAAAUGAAGAAAUAGACAAGAGAGCGCGUAGAAAAUUAAUCAUAGCCAGUGUAUUAUGUGUAAUAUUUAUGAUAGGAGAAAUUGUAGGUGGUUACAUAUCGAACAGUCUUGCGAUAGCUACAGACGCCGCGCAUCUACUCACAGACUUCGCUAGCUUUAUGAUCUCGCUGUUCUCACUAUGGGUGGCUAGCAGGCCUGCCACUAGAAGGAUGUCCUUCGGCUGGUACCGAGCGGAGGUGAUCGGCGCUCUGACGUCAGUGCUUCUUAUCUGGGUCGUGACGGGUGUGCUGGUUUACAUGGCGGUGCAGCGCGUCAUCUACAAGCAGUUCGAGAUCGACGCCACCGUCAUGCUCAUCACGUCCGCUGUGGGCGUAGCUGUGAACCUCGUCAUGGGGCUGACGCUGCACCAGCACGGGCACAGCCACGGCGGCGGCCACGGGCACUCGCACGGCGGCAGCAACCCCGUGCUCAACAAUAAGAAGGACCGUUCGGGCGACUCGGACGCGGAGAGUUCCACGUCGCAUGCGCACGAACACGGAGAGAACAUCAACGUGCGCGCCGCCUUCAUACACGUGCUCGGGGACUUCUUGCAGAGCUUCGGCGUGCUUAUCGCCGCCAUUGUUAUUUACUUCAAGCCGGAGUGGAACCUGGUGGACCCGAUCUGCACGUUCCUAUUCUCUGUGCUGGUGCUCAUCACCACUUUCAACAUCAUCAAGGACACGCUGCUCGUGCUCAUGGAGGGAUCGCCGAGGGGCAUCGACUUCCAGGACGUAGCCAACACUUUCCUUUCUCUGCCGGGAGUCGUCCGCAUCCACAAUCUACGUAUGUGGGCGCUAUCGCUGGACAAAACCGCGCUUUCCGCCCACCUCGCCAUACGCAACGGCGUGAGCCCUCAGAAGGUUCUAGAACAAGCCACGAGACUGGUUCACGAGAAGUACAACUUCUUCGAGAUGACGCUCCAAAUCGAAGAGUUCAGCGACGGUAUGGAGGCAUGCAGCCAGUGCAAGAUGCCUCAGGCGUGAGGCACUCCUCAACUUUGCCGGAUUAUACCACCUCAUGUUAAGGUAAAAUCAACUUUACACUUUAAGCAUACGGUCCAUUCUCUAUUACAGUCGAAAUGAUAGACGAAAUGGUUUUACACAAAUGUGCGGAUUUUGCGGAAUAGCUGAAUUUGAUGUUUAAGAUUUAUUGUUAUAAAUAUUAUGAUGAUAUACACAGGAAUGUUAGGGAAGUUAUUAUUAUGCUGUUGUCUGUAUAAACAUGGAUUUUACAGAGUAUUUAAAUAAUUCGAUAUUAAGGGAUUAUUAUAACUAUAAUUAUUAUAAUAAUGUUUACAGCCGUGUUCGGGGAGUUCUUACUAUUUUUAUAUAUGUAAUAUUUAAAAUAUUAUGUAUUUUUGUCUACUUUAUGUAAUCGUAUUGUAAAAUACUACUAUUGGUAUACAGAGUGUUAAGUAAAUGGGU